AGAGCGGCCCAUGUCAGUACGCGUUAUCGUGAAGAAAGAAGCAACCGGAAGGAAGAUGUGGUGGUGGAUGGACGCACAGCCAAGUCCGAGCAGAGCUCCAUCCCAUCCAGACCUGCCAAGUUGAGUACAGUAGGUUUAAACCCCGCAACGCAAACCCCCACCCCCACCGAAUAAUCCCUCCACGACAAUAAUCAACCAUCACCAGCGGUCCACUCCGGGCAGCAAACAAUAAUCAAAGCAGAGACGGAGGAGGAGGAGGAGGAGGAGGGCAGAAACAGCUUUUCUUCUAGCAGGCCCUCCGACUACUUUUAUAUUGGGUGCUGGUGUUUGUUGCAGCUAGUGGGUGGUGGUGCAGGAAUUUUUUAUUCCGGGGGCAGGAAGAAGGAGGACGAGGAGGAGGAACAAGCGAGAGAUAGAGAGAGCGCUCUCCUAUCUUCUUUUGCUUUUGGUAUUGUUAUCUUGGGAUCUGAUUUUGUCCCCAUACAUACCGAGCGGGAGGGAAGGGGGCUUGGGUUUUCUUUCUCCUCUCUUCUCUUCUUCUCCCCUCUCACCCUCUUCUCCUCCCAAGGCUGACUGGCCGUCGGCUCGGGUCUGGGGACAGCAAUCCCUGCCGUCUUGCCAUGCUCCCCACGAGGAGCACACCGUCAGGUCCGCCUCCAUUUUCCUAUUGCUUAAUCAAUCGCCUUCGCAUCAUUGGCUCCUCCCUCCCGCCUGUUGGUUGCAGCACCAGCAGCGGUGACAGAGAAUUCUUUUCGGCGCAUAUUCCCCGGUUACAUGAUUCGGCUCGCUUGCUUGGGCUCUCGCUCUUCUCUGCUUUUCUAGAAUUGUGGCUCGUCCGACCUCGGUGGGUGCAACCGAUCCUUUUUCGUUCCCAUGGGUGCUGUUAUGACCCCAAUGAUUGGCUGGUCUCCUCUCGAUUAUAUGCUGCUUGUGCUAGAGCUCAGGGUUUUCCUGAUCCUUGAGGGCUGUGCGGGCAUACCUGGUCUCUCCGAAUUGUCCAGUUUUUUGGUGUCUGUCCGCCGGGUUCUUGAGCUGGCUUGGGGAUCUGUAGCUUUGAGAGCUUCAUCGGGGAAUUCCUGCGGCUUGGGGGGGUUCUUGCGGUUGUGUUGAGUGGCCUUUCUUGUGGAAGUGCAGGUAUUGAGCUCAGGCUGCUGAAUUCAUGGUCCUCAUUUACCUCAAAAUUCUUGAACCUUUUUAAUUAAAAUUCUUGAUUUUUUAUGUGGGUGCUCGGGGAAACCAUCCCCACUUCUCAACCUGGGCUCAUAAUUCUUGCUUAAUUUCUUGAAUUCAGCGUUUCUUGGUGGUGCUUGAUUAUUGCCGUCUGAUAUUGCACAGUCCUGAGUUUCUAGUUGCUUCGUCAGCAACCGGUAGAGGUGUCUUUUUUGCGGGAUGAUAGAAUUGAGCUUGAUUGCGGUGGAGCCCUUUUGGAUUUGCAGCCGAUUCUUGAAUCUUUUCUUUUCUCUCUCUCCUUGGAUGCCUGCAUGAAAGCCAUGCUCUUAAAGCACGGUUCCUUUUCUUUUCUUCCUAUCAGUUUACUCAUUUCUUUUCUGGAGGUGGCUCUUGUGUUGGAUUACUCCCUUAAUUACUCUCUUAUAUACUUUAUAUGACAAAAAUCUUAGCUCCUUUUUUUUAUCCAAUCCGAGUUGAGUCUUAUUUUCAUUGUCUGUGAAAACAAAGUUUUGCCUAGGACAUUUCUCCUGAUCUCACCUCUUUCAUAUCAUUAAAAAACUGAAAGUUACAGCUGCUUCAGUCAUUUGAACAAGACAUCCCCGUCUUUUCUAGGUGCAGGAGCUCUAAUAAGCCUAGUGCGCACUUCAGUCAUCAGCCAAGUGAUUGAAAAGGGCAAGUCAGCUGAAAUAUUGGUUCCGAGGGCUCUGUAGUUGCUUAUCCACGCUCGCCUAUGCCUUUGCGCUGAUCUUGACAACUCAAAGCUUGGAUAUGGCUACUUAUUACUCGAGCCCUGGCAGUGAAAGAGAUUCACAAACAAUGUACUCAGCAGAGUCAGGCAAUGUAUCAUAUCCCGUGCCAUCAGCCCUAGGGAACUUUCUUUAUACGAACAAUGCAUCUUCUGGACCUUAUACAGAAUUUAGUGGAAUUGUCCAGCCUCAGCAGAAUUUCAUGGAACUUACUGGCCAUCCUUCAGCAAUGUCACAUGAUUCGUCAUCCAAUGAAGCUACCAACAUGGGCAGUUCACUCACUGAACAGCGCUCUUUUGGUCCUUUGAAAGAUAUGAGAAAUGAGAUGUUGAUGCAUUUGAUGGAUGGAGCACACAGCAGUGGCAGUGAUCUCAUCCACAAUGAUGCUCAUAGCACUGUACAGCUCGAAUUUGGCAUGUUAAACAACCACAACUCAACAAGUGUUCCAUUAGCACCAGGCCAAGGGCUGUCUCUGAGCCUCAAUACACAUAUCUUGGCGCCUUCCUAUCCACACUGGUCUGCAAAGCAAGACUUACUAACACCAAAUUCUUACCAGGGUGAUGACAACAGAAUGAAGAAUAUGCAGUCUGAGGCCUCACAGGCAAUCCGGAACUCUAAGUAUCUGAAGGCAGCACAGGAGUUACUUGAUGAGAUUGUCAGUGUUUGGAAGUGUGUUAAACAGAAAACAGAUAAAGGCCCUGCUGAAGCAGGAAAGGCUGAUGGAAAAGAGACUGAUGGGGGGAUUAAAAGUGAGGGGGUAUCUUCCAAUCCGCAAGAGUCUGGUGCCAAUGCAGCAGCUGAGCUUUCAACUGCUGAGAAACAAGAGCUCCAGAAUAAGAUGGCAAAACUUAUGACUAUGUUGGACGAGGUGGAUAGGAAGUACAAACACUAUUAUCAUCAGAUGCAACUUGUAAUGUCAUCGUUUAAUAUGGUUGCUGGUGCUGGAGCUGCCAAGCCUUAUACUGCAGUUGCCCUCCAGACAAUCUCACGGCAUUUCCGAUGUCUAAAGGAUGCUAUCAAUGAUCAAAUUAGUGUUAUCCGGAAGAAACUUGGAGAGGAUGACAAUACAUCCGGCAAAGAGGGCAAACUAACCCGCCUUCGUUAUAUUGAUCAGCAAAUAAGGCAACAGCGAGCUUUCCAACAGUAUGGUAUGCUACAGCAAAACGCUUGGAGGCCACAGAGAGGACUACCUGAAAAUUCAGUCUCGAUUCUCCGGGCUUGGCUUUUUGAACAUUUCCUUCACCCGUAUCCAAAAGAUUCUGAAAAGCUAAUGUUAUCGAGACAAACUGGGUUGACAAGAAGUCAGAUUUCAAACUGGUUCAUCAAUGCCCGUGUCCGGCUGUGGAAGCCAAUGAUCGAAGACAUGUACAAAGAAGAGAUUGGUGAAGCGGAGCUAGACUCCAACUCUUCCUCCGACAACGGGCAGCGAAACAAGGACAAAGCACCAUCUCCCGAAGAAAAUGAGGACCUGCAGACCCCAACAAGCCAGGCUUGCCAAACCAGCCAGCUCGGCCAGUCCAAAGCCAUCGUUGGUGGAGUGAUGGGCUUUAGUGGAGUGCUAGCCGGCGGCUUCCACACCGAGGCCAACCCCGACGACAGCUUCAUGAGCCUGAUGCUAAAGGCCCAGAGACCUGGUGAAACCGAAGGCACCGGUCUCCUCCACGAUGCCGUCGCUCACCACUCGGACGACGGCGCCCGGUUCAUGGCCUACCACCUGGCAGAGUUCGGGAGGUACGGGAACAGCAGCAACGUCUCACUGACGCUGGGCUUGCAGCACGCCGAGAACAGCCUCGCAGUCCCACCAAACACUCAGCCAGGCUUCCCCGGCGUCAGAGACCAAGACAUGUACAACGCCACGGCUCCUCCUCUCAACGUCGCCUCCACAUCUUCAGAGUAUGAUUCGGCGAGCCAAAUUGAUCAGCAACAGCAACGGCAGCGGUUCGAGCCGUCACCUCUGAUGCAUGAUUUCGUGGCCUGAAUUUCAGCUCGCCCACUGGAAAACGUGGGGGAAAACUACUGCCAAUUUGUAGUGUGUGCCAGGACGAAUAACUUGCCUGGACUGAAUUUUCAGGCGUGGGACUGUUAGCUGUAGUUAACGAUUGGGGAUUUGGGGGGUACAGUACAGGAGGUAUAUAGCGUAAAUGUGAUGUAAAUUUAGUGGGGGUGAUAGCGGUAAAGAAAUCCUGUAAAGAUGGAAUGCAUUUAUACGUGUAUUUAAGGGCCAUGCUGUAAAAAUAGAUUUACCUGUAAUGAGUACUUAUGAUCCAGUAUAUAUACUGUGCACGUUGUUGAAACCAAAAAAAAAAAAA
Molecule: messenger RNA, 4225 nt
Organism: Zea mays
Lineage: Eukaryota; Viridiplantae; Streptophyta; Magnoliopsida; Poales; Poaceae
Product: BEL1-related homeotic protein 30
Exons: 6
Coding region: 1939-3894 (651 amino acids)
Biological process (GO): regulation of DNA-templated transcription
Molecular function (GO): DNA binding
Source: RefSeq, a predicted model, not a curated record